GGUAGGUAGAAUUAGAAAGGCUUGAUUGAGUCUUGGUUGACUUGACUAUUAAGUGGUGGUAGGUAGUUUCUUCUGCAGCGACGAUCAUCAUCGGAGAUCAACCUCCACCGUUUCAUCCUCAAGCUAUGCACCGAGGCGAACCUUCGGCACUGGAUGAUAAUAUUAAUAAUAACGACAACAACAAUGAUGAUGUUGACCACCAAUCAGGAGGGGGGAUAGUGGUGAGAGAGCAUAUGUUGAUGUUUGACAAAGUGUUGACUCCAAGUGACGUAGGCAAGCUCAAUCGAUUGGUGAUUCCUAUACAGCACGCAGAGAGGUAUUUCCCCAUGAUUUAUUCAAGCAACGACAAGGGUUUUCUUCUUAACUUUGAAGAUAGGAAUGGAAAACCAUGGAGGUUUAGGUAUUCUUUUUGGAACAGCAGCCAAAUCUAUGUGAUUACUAAAGGUUGGGGCACUUUUGUUAAAGAGAAGAAGCUACAUGCUGGAGAUAUUGUUUCUUUCCACAGAGGUGUCGGUGGUUCUGCUACCGGUCGGGUGUUUAUCAACUGGAGGCACCAAAAUUUGAGUGUAAGAGGAAUUUCAAUGCCAAUUUCCGAAGCUUCAAAUUACCAGCAAAGAACCAUAUCAACUAACUUUGUUCAUCGCUUAGAGAAAUCAAUUAAACUCUUUAAGACAGAAUCUGAGUUUAAUAAACCAGACUCAGAUGAAGAAGAAGAAACGGAUUCCGUGAAAACGACGAAAGAAUCUUUAGAUGGUCUCAUGAGUUACCUCAGAGAGAUGAUGGUAGGGUAUGAAAAUGAGGUAGUGCUGGCUUUAUUGAAUGAAUUGGAAGACUUAGUGGCUAGUUAUGUUUGGCCUGAGGAUAAGGUGAUAAUCAUCUGUGAACAACUCUGUAACAUCAGAUAUAAUUCAAAUGUAGAGGAAGAAAAAGCUCUGGUGGGUUUUGAUGAUGAAAUAGAAACACUACUUGAUCAACUUACUGCAACUUCAACAAAGCAGUUCCAGAUUAUCUCAAUUACAGGACUGGCUGGGCUUGGAAAGACCACUUUGGCUAGAACAUUAUACAACCAUGACUUAGUUAAGUAUAUGUUCGACUUUCGAGCGUGGACUUGUGUUUCUCAAGUAUACCAACAGAAGGAUUUGUUACUUGGCAUAUUAAGCUCUUUUAUGGAUGAUCUUACAGAUGACUUUUACGAAAUGAGCGAGCACCAGUUGGGGGAAAAAUUAUACCGAAAGUUAAAGGGUCGUAAAUAUUUGGUGGUCUUGGAUGAUAUAUGGGAUUGUAGGGUCUGGAACGAUAUUCAAAUGUAUCUUCCAGAUGACAAAACCGGAAGCCGUGUUCUAUUUACUAGCCGUGACAUAGACGUGAGUUUACAAAUAAAGUCAGCAAGACCUGCUCAUGUUUUGCGCCUUCGUACUAAAGUAGAAAGCUGGGCCAUAUUUGAGAAGAAGGUGUUUAGAAUGGGAAUAUGCCCUGGUGGAUUGGAGAUAUAUGGAAGGAUGAUAAUUGGAAAAUGUGAAGGUUUUACUCUUGCAAUUGUUAUAGCUGCUGGUCUAGUGAAAAAUAAUCUUUCUGUCACCUGGUGGGAGCAAAUUGCUAAUAGUCUGCAUUCAUAUAUGGUUAGUGAUCCAAGACAAUACAUAGAAUCACUGACUUUAAGCUACGACCAUUUGCCUCAUCACUUAAGACCGUGUUUUCUCUUUUUGGGAGCAUUUCAUGAGGAAGUCCCCGUGACAAAGCUGAUUUGGCUAUGGAUUGCUCAAGGACUCAUAGAUGACACCGGAAGCAGAACGCUGGAGGACAUUGCAGUGGAUUUCUUGCUGGAUUUAAUUAGGAGAAGCUUGCUGAUGGCGUCCAGAAAAAAGUCUGACGGCCAAGUUAAAACUUGCCGCAUCCAUGACUUAUUGCAUGAUUUUUGCUUGAGAAAAGCUGAGGAAGAAAAUUUUCUGCUAAACAAUUAUAGGUAUGGCAUCAUCUCAUCAAUGCUUUGCUUUCCGUUGGAGCUAGAAAAGUCUCUACAAGAGGGUGGAUCAAUUCAAAUCGACACAUACAAAUUUCUUAAGAUUUUGGAUCUAGAGUCCAUUCUUAUCUCCUUAUUCCCUUUAGCUGUGGUUCACAUGGUUAAUCUGAGAUACCUGGCCAUUAAAGCACAUGAUGGAAGCCUCCAUGCAUCAAUAUCAAACCUCAUGAAUCUACAAAUGCUCAUCAUAUCCUCAAGGAAGAAUAUCGUUUUACCAAAAACAAUAUGGAGCAUGCUAAAUCUAAGGCACCUAUAUAUGAAAUCAGGGAUAAACCUUAUGGAGGAGCCUAGUUUUCUACAAGUUACAGAGAAAGAUGGACCAAGUGCAUUGGCUAGCUUACAAACCUUAUCCCAAGUAAGUCCUAGAUCUUGCCACAAUGUAUUUUCAAGGACUCCAAAUCUUAGGAAGCUUGGGUUUUGUGGAUCCUUAAUAUCAAUGUUAGGUGAUCUGGAAUUUCCUGAUUUAGGCUCUCUAUAUCACCUUCAAAAAUUGAAGUUACAUAAUACAUUUUGUUACCCUGAACCAACGAGAUCAUGCAAUCCUUAUAAUUUUCCUGAAAAGAUUCAGAGACUGACUUUGUUAAAUACUUGUAUGGAUUGGGGAGAAAUGUGGACCUUUGCAUGGAUGCCUAACCUUGAGGUUUUAAAAUUAAAACUUAAUUCAUGCAUUGGAGGAAAAUGGGAGACAGGGGAUGCAGAGUUUCGGAAACUCAAGGUCUUGAAAUUGCAUGAUCUGGACAUAAAGCAAUGGGUUUGUUUCAGGGAUAAUUUUCCUAGGUUGCAACGUUUGGUGGUUCAUCGUUGCUUAAAACUUGACAGCGUCCCGGCGGCUCUUGGGAAGAUUUUAACUUUGGAGGUGAUUGAGGUGAAUGGAUGCAGCCUCUCUGCAUAUAGAUCUGCAGUGGAAAUUCAGAAAGAGCAAGAGUCUGAAGGUAACAGUUUCUUGAAAGUCCACGGAAAAGAAAAUUUCUAAGACACUUAUGUUUAAGAGUAGUGAUUGAAAUCUUUCAUGUGAAAGUUUUGUGGGUCUAAGCUUUGAGCUAACAGAAGUGUGUGUUUUCUUCAUCUGUCUGAUUGCUUUCUGUUCAAAAUAAAAGCAGCUUGAAAACUUUAUCUAAAUAUAAAACAUUGCUUUUGAACUACAUUUGAUUAAUAUG
Molecule: messenger RNA, 3177 nt
Organism: Helianthus annuus (common sunflower)
Lineage: Eukaryota; Viridiplantae; Streptophyta; Magnoliopsida; Asterales; Asteraceae
Product: putative late blight resistance protein homolog R1B-16
Exons: 4
Coding region: 126-2993 (955 amino acids)
Biological process (GO): defense response to other organism
Molecular function (GO): DNA binding; ADP binding
Source: RefSeq, a predicted model, not a curated record